Molecule: messenger RNA, 1230 nt
Organism: Aureobasidium vineae
Lineage: Eukaryota; Fungi; Ascomycota; Dothideomycetes; Dothideales; Saccotheciaceae
Source: the annotation of a GenBank genome assembly
AUGCACACUCGCUCUUCGUUGCUGUUGCCGUUGGCAUGGUCAGCGUCGUUCCUAUCGGGAGUCAACGCAGACUGUGAAUCCUUCGGUAUCGAUUUUGUCAACAAUGGAAACGUAAGUUGCUGUCAAGGAGCAUACGUUCAAAACCAUGCUGACUUUAUACCAAGNUACUUUAUCAACUCAGCCUCCAAUCAAUCUUUUACCUCAGUCACAGAGUUUACAGGAUGCGCCAAUGAUGUUGCCAAUGUCGAAUUAGUGAACUGGGACACUGGCGAUGAAUAUCUAUGCUCAGAUAUCCCUCUACUACCUGAUGGAACUCCGGAAACAUCCACCUGUGAUAUCGAAAAGGAUCAGAUGGUCUCGGGCACUUGGGGCCUGAUUCUGAUUUCCAACAACGGCGAUGAUCCGGACUCACCACCCUUCGCAAACCAAAGAACUUUCUCAUUGGAUGUUGGCACACAAGCGACUUCUACCGUUACACCAACCAUGACCUUCAACAUGACCACGACUCCAACCGUUACUUCACAGACGACAUCUUGGGUCGUGAACACUACAACAGUCAACAACUCUGUGACCGUCACACAGCCUGCAGCCACACACUGGGUGACAAUCACCCCCAACCCCGUCGUAGUGACCAAAACCUUCAACCUCGUCCGCACACUAAAGACCUGGUCUCGCACAGCAGUAGUCUACACUAGCACUGCAACAGCCAGCUGCACAGUUCCUCCCCGUCCCCAACAACCUGACCCGCCAUGCCGCAGAUGGCCGCGUCUCCUCACAGUGCCUGCAGGCAUCAAGAUUGGCAGAGAUGUGCCUGAAGACUAUGCCAGUAUCAAGAAGAGAUUGGCAGAUAUUAGAGCUAGAAGGGCUGCAGAGAUUGAUGCGAGGGAUUUGGCAAAGAGGACUGCUGAUGCGCCUACGAUUACUGUUACUGGAAGUGUUACUGCGAAUUGGACUAAUACCUUCACCGCCGCCCCCACAACGGUAAUCAACAUAAUCCUAAGCAGCUCAACCGUAACCACAACCCUCCCACCAGCUACCAUCAAGACCGGCUACGCGAGUGCUUUCCUCACUCUCCCUCCCGUCACAAAGACUCGCUUUACCGUCAACACAGCCUACACAUGGCAAACCAAGACCAUGACGGCUACAUUCGUAAAGAAAACCACCGUAACGCCAACAAGUGUCAUGACUGCGUGCAAGAGCAGAGGUGGUCACUUUGGAAAUGGGUGGUAA